AUGUCAGCCACAGCUGUGACGCCCUCCGUCGCGGCGGCGGCAAAGACCGUCACGAGGACCGCCUCGGGGACCCUGGCCAGGGAGAUGAACGGGGUCGUCGUCUCAGCAGGGCUGGCACGCAACACGGUCAAGGUGAAAAUAGCAAAAGAAGAGUGGAACAAGAAGGUGAAAAAGAACUUCCAAAGCUUCGAGCGCCACCUGGUGCAUGACCCCAACAACUCCCUGCGGACCGGCGAUAUCGUGAGCAUAUCGUCUGGCUGGCGGACGUCCAAGUGGAAGCGGCACGUCGUCAACCGCAUAAUAGCGCCCUGGGGCCCGCCCAUCGAGGAGCGCCCGCCCGUGCCGACGCCCGCGGAGAGGGAGGCCGCCCACGCCGCCGAACGGGCCAAGAAGGCCGAGCGCAAGCAGCUGAGGAACCACGCGCUGGCCAUGGAGAAGGCCGUGACCAAGGCCGAGAAGAAGAUGGAAGAGCUCACGCGGCUGGGCAAGGAACUGGGCUAUCGCGCGCCGUGA
Molecule: messenger RNA, 513 nt
Organism: Diaporthe amygdali
Lineage: Eukaryota; Fungi; Ascomycota; Sordariomycetes; Diaporthales; Diaporthaceae
Exons: 2
Coding region: 1-513 (170 amino acids)
Biological process (GO): translation
Cellular component (GO): ribosome
Molecular function (GO): structural constituent of ribosome
Source: RefSeq, a predicted model, not a curated record